AAAACGAGAGAAAAAUCCAGCAAGCAGUCUCCACAGGCAUGGAAAUCAGGCUAGAAGAUCUCUUUAAGCUCCGUCGACAGACACAGAGCCGGUAUUCACUGCGGGGGCUGGUGGAGCGCGAGCGUCACUUUGGGAACUUGGAAAUACUCUAAAUCUCCCGCUAAACAGGCGAACUCCUCUCCGUGGAAGUGUGACCAUCAAAUAAUCACCAGAAUAAAUGACAGAGGGCGUCACGAGUGAAUAACUGGGGAGAAGAAAGAAAUGAAUGAAAAGUCAGAGUAAGAAUCACGGCUCACUGGAGAGCGCUUCAUGUGGAACUUUUGGGAGGGAUUCUGAUAUUUACAGGAUCUGCAUUUGACGUUUACUGGGAGUCUAUAUAAACUGGAUUCUGAGCGAAAUCUGGACGUUGACUAAACGGACACAUAACACCUUUUAACACUGUGAUUCAGCUAAGUCCCUCAGUGCAAUGGAGCGGCAGGAGUAGCCGGGGAGGCAUAUUUUUCCAAAUUACUGGGUCAAUAAAUAAAAACGGACAUAUUAAGCUAACUUCAGCCUAUUUUCUUAAUUUUCCCAAGUGACUUUUCAUUUUAAAAAAAAGAGUGAAAAAGAAGGAAAGAAUAUGUCUGGAGAAGAGCAGAGUUUAUCUGAAGUGGAAAUGAGCCCCGGUGCGUCGGACGAUGGGCACGCAGUGUCGCCGUCCCACUCCGGUGCGAUGGGACCGGGGGGCUCGCCCUUAUCCGCGUCCCAGCAGCAGAUGACGGUAAUGGACAGCGAGGAGGCUGGAGCGGACGGGCCACCGUCAAGCAGGCUGGAUGACGAUGACGACCGCUUUCCUGCUGGUAUCCGUGAGGCUGUCAGCCACGUGUUGAAUGGCUACGACUGGACCCUGGUGCCCAUGCCGGUGCGCGUAAACUCAGGCAGCAAAGGCAAGCCUCACGUGAAACGGCCGAUGAACGCCUUCAUGGUGUGGGCGCAGGCAGCGCGAAGGAAACUGGCCGACCAGUACCCUCACCUGCACAACGCUGAGCUCAGCAAAACCCUGGGCAAGCUCUGGCGGCUCCUGAAUGAGACCGACAAGAGACCGUUCAUCGAAGAGGCGGAGAGGCUGCGCAAGCAGCAUAAGAAAGACUACCCCGAGUAUAAGUACCAGCCACGGCGCCGCAAGAACGGCAAGCUGGGCUCCGGCCGGGAUUCCGACGCCCACUCGGAAGGCCAGAGCCAAGGCCCCCCCACGCCUCCCACCACCCCGAAGACAGAGCUACAGUCUGGCAAGUCCUCAGAGGGGAAGCGGGAAGGCGGUGGCGCCGGCGGGUCCCGCGGUGGGCUGGGCGUCGCCAGCGAGGGGCCGUCCGGGUCCACGGCUGGCGUGGGGAAGCCUCACAUCGACUUUGGGAACGUGGACAUCGGCGAGAUGAGCCACGAGGUGAUGGCUAACAUGGAGCCCUUUGACGUCAACGAGUUCGACCAGUACUUGCCUCCUAAUGGACACCCGGGGGGCUCUGGGGGCGCGGCUUCCUCGGCCUCGCCCUACGCGUACGCCCUGGCUGCGGCUAGCGGACACUCGGCCGCCUGGCUCUCCAAACAGCACUCCCCCACAGGAUCGGACCCAUCCAAGGCCCAGAUAAAAAGCGAGUCGGGGGCAAGUGGCCCCUUUGCGGAGUCUGCGCCGGGCAGCUCCCAUGUGACCUACACCCCUCUGGGGCUGCCCCACUACGGAUCAGCCUUCCCCUCGCUGCCCUCCAGGGCCCAGUUCGACUACAGCGACCACCAGGCCUCCUACUACACUCAUUCCAAUCCCACCUCGGGCCUGUACUCUGCCUUCUCUUACAUGGGUCCCACCCAGAGACCCCUGUACACGGCCAUCAGCGAGCCGGGCAACGUUCCCCAGUCACACAGUCCCCCGCACUGGGAGCAGCCAGUGUACACCACCCUCUCCAGGCCCUGAGAGCGAAGGCGGGAGAUAAAAGCCCUCAGUCACGGCUCAUUUAGGAACCGCGGUGUGGACACGUAGAAGAUGGCGCAGACUGGAAGAGCGCGAUCCUAAUGUCAUCUCUGAAGUGCAAGAGGCUGGACGUUCAGUCUCUGGCCUAAGUUCGAAAUGCCUGAAACAAGUGUUGCUAUGUAAAGUUCCAUGUAGAUGCAAAAAUUUGAUAAAAUUAGACAUUAAGCUAAAUCAGACCCAUUAAGCAAGGUCAUAAAAGCCUUUCCUAUGUUACACCCAUGUGUUUGAUGGAGAAACCAAAAACGGGCAGAAAUAUUAUAUUUAAUUAUUACAGUGAGCAUAUUUGAACCCUUGUAGAUAUAAUAGUAGUUCUACACUGUAUAUGCAACACAAAAGGACAAUGUGUAAAUAUGUUUUACACGGGACAUGCUUUGUCAACAGAUUUUCCCAACAGGACAGGUUAUAAUGAAGUAAUUUCCUGGUGUGGUUGUUAAUGAAGUAUUCAUCCUCUAUUCUUCCACUGCUAGAGCCUGUAACAGGAAGUAUAGAGCACAAGGCAGGGGGCACCCUGGGCUGGACGCCAGUCCAUCGCAGGGCACAAGGCAGGAGACACCCACUCAAACACAGGGAAGCUUAAAGGAAGCCCUACCCACAUCAUCAUCAAGCAAAUUAUUAAAACAUAAUUACCUUCAUUUAUGUUUUUUAUUCCCCUUGCCUGCCAUAUGGGGCAUGGACAGCUAUAUUCACCUUUGGUUUUAAGAAUGAAAUAUUCUUCUUUAGCGAUUCCACACAGGCUGUGUUAAGGCUGAUGCAUCGAGCGCUGCUUCUGGGUGGAGUUAGACAAUUUGGUUGGGGCAUGGAGGCGUUGGGCCAGACACGUGUGUGCAGAGAGGCAUGGAGGGACUUGACACACGUGUGCAAUGCUGCACGGCAGCUCAGUGCAGGCACGUCUCCGCUCUCCCUGAACCCCCUCCCCCACACCCCGGCUCCAGUCCCACAGCAGGACACCAAAGCAUUAGGAAAACUUCAAACAGUCCUUGAAAGAAGAACAGCUAUUUUAUACAGAGAAAUUGAAGUUUUUUUUAUAGACCAAACUGAAGGCUAUUUCUGUCAAAGAAGAAAGCAGUUUCUUGUGUUUAUAUAUUUCUUUUAAAUCAUCAUCACACUCAGAAUUCUGCGACGCUGGGCUGAUCUGGGGUUUUAUCUUCAUGUCAAAUGUUUAGUGUGAAAUUCUGGCUUUGUGCUUCCCAUGGACGGCCUCGCAUUGAACUUUCGUGUGUUUUUCUUUAAUAGUGAGCUGUUAAUCACAAUAGAGUGAGCAAAUGUGUGUAUUUUUUUUUGAGAGUGAGAGUAAGACAUCCUGUCACUCCACUUUGUACUGCUGGAUCCCCAAAGUAAAGGUUCAUGGGAGUUUUUCUUGUUCUGAGGGCAGAUUGAAAAAUUAUUUAUUGAGAGAGAUAACCAAUCAUGUUGUAGGGUCCAAGCAACUAGAGGAGGCGGGACCAACCAAUCAAAUGUCGUGGUCUUGCCUCCCCUAGUUUCUGAUUGGUUAACUCUUUGACCCCAUCAUUUUUCGUUGUGCCCUCAGAACAUCCAUCCAUCCAUUUUCCAAACCGCUUAUCCUAUUGGGUCGCGGGGGGUCUGGAGCCUAUCCCGGAAGCAAUGGGCACGAGGCUGGGAACAACCCAGGAUGGGGGGCCAGCCCAUCGCAGGGCACACUCACACACCAUUCACUCUCACAUGCAUUCCUAUGGGCAAUUUAGCAAGUCCAAUAAGCCUCAGCAUGUUUUUGGACUGUGGGGGGAAACCGGAGUACCCGGAGGAAACCCCACGACGACAUGGGGAGAACAUGCAAACUCCACACACAUGUGACCCAGGCGGAGAUUCGAACCUGGGUCCCAGAGGUGUGAGGCAACAGUGCUAACCACUGCACCACCAU
This is a messenger RNA of Brienomyrus brachyistius, 3881 nucleotides long. Its product is annotated as transcription factor SOX-10-like. Gene Ontology annotation, cellular component: nucleus. The transcript has 5 exons. The coding region runs from base 620 to 1945 and encodes 441 amino acids. The record is from RefSeq and is a predicted model, not a curated record. Gene Ontology annotation, molecular function: RNA polymerase II cis-regulatory region sequence-specific DNA binding; DNA-binding transcription factor activity, RNA polymerase II-specific. NCBI's taxonomy places the organism in Eukaryota, Metazoa, Chordata, Actinopteri, Osteoglossiformes, Mormyridae. Gene Ontology annotation, biological process: negative regulation of transcription by RNA polymerase II; morphogenesis of an epithelium; neural crest cell migration.